Messenger RNA from Lemur catta (Ring-tailed lemur), 1901 nucleotides. RefSeq names its product glycine N-acyltransferase-like. Gene Ontology annotation, molecular function: glycine N-acyltransferase activity. Gene Ontology annotation, cellular component: mitochondrion. Bases 16 to 1215 code for a protein of 399 amino acids. The transcript is spliced from 6 exons. The record is from RefSeq and is a predicted model, not a curated record. NCBI's taxonomy places the organism in Eukaryota, Metazoa, Chordata, Mammalia, Primates, Lemuridae.
GGUAGAAGGUUCAGGAUGGUUCAGGAUGUACAUUGCCAGCCUCCCAGCUUUGCAAAGCCAACUCCUUCAACAUGCAACUGUGAGGGGAAGGGGUGGAGUCCACUGGAGGUGACAACUAGAAUUUUUUUCAACAUAGGACAAGGACCGUAUUACAAGCCUCAACUCAAUAAUAUCUGGAGGAGACACACCAAAACUCACCCUGCAAGAUCCUGCUGUACUGACUGCAUCAGGAGGACAUUUCAUCUCCUGGAGGCUGCUAUCCAUCAUUUGUUCCUAGGGACAUCAACAGAGAUUGGUGUGAAGAAAAUUUUUCAGGCUAAGGUACCUGCCAAGAUGAUCCACUUGCAGGGACCACAGAUGCUGAAGAUGCUAGAGAAAUCCUUGAGGAAGAGCCUCCCUGAAGCCUUAAAGGUUUAUGGAACUGUCUUCCACAUGAACCAAGGAAAUCCAUUCAAUCUAAAGGCCCUGGUGGACAAGUGGCCUGAUUUUGAAACAGUGGUUAUCCGCCCUCAGGAACAGGAGAUGACAGAUGACCUUGAUCAUUACACCAAUACUUACCAAAUUUAUUCUAAGAACCCCAAGAAAUGUCAGGAAUUCCUUGGCUUACCAGAAGUCAUCAACUGGAAACAGCAUUUGCAGAUUCAAAGUUCACAGUCCAGCCUGUAUACAGCAAUACAAAAUCUUGCAGCCAUUAAUUCUGGCAAGGUCAAGCAAACACAAAAUAUUCUCUAUGCAACAGUCAAGACAGCGAAGGAGUUGAUCCCUUCGAUGCUGGAUACGAAGAACGUACCCAACUCGGUCAAACUGAAGUCCAUCAACCAAGAGAUGUUUAAAUACUCAUCCCUGGAUGUUACCCAUGCUGCCUUGGUGAAUAAAUUCUGGCUUUUUGGUGGCAAUGAGAAAAGCCAGAGAUUCAUCGAGCACUGUCUCCAGGCCUUCCCCAGCUUCUGUCUGCUGGGGGCUGAGGGGACCCCUGUGUGCUGGUCUCUGAUGGACCAGACUGGAGAGACCCGGAUGGCAGCCACCGUGCCGGAGUACCGAAACCAGGGUCUCGUCGCCCAUAUCCUCUAUACCCAGGUGCAGGCUCUGGAAAAACUUGGCUUCCCUGUGUAUUCCCAUGUGGCUAAGGACAACCACUUCAUGCAAAGAGCUAACAAAAAUACCAGUAUCCCCCUUCCCUGUGAUUGGAACCAGUGGAACUAUGUGCCUCUGUAAAGCUGGCCCAGAAAGUAAGACAGUGUUGAGUGGGUUGUACAGGUGGCUGGAGCAGUGGAUGGUGGAUAGACAGAAAGAAUAAAUAUAAUGGAGUGUAAUCUGAGCUCUGCGAAACAACUAUGACAAGCAAACAGGACAGCCUUGGUCCUUGUUCUGAAACAGCUUCUGGACUUCCCGUAGUCUACUCAGUAUGAAGCAGGCCAGACACUCCAGCUGCCACAUUUCAAGGAUCCUUGUGAUUCUCUCUAAUCAGUUGCAUGCUUUUCUGUGUUGCUCUUCCUACAACUCCUAGCUCAUUGGCCCUUGUCCUUUCACCAGGAGGUGGGUUCUAUGAGCUUUCCCUAUGGCUUUCCUUUUAUUGACUGGAGAGUAGCCAGUGUUCUAAAUAAGCCUUUGCAAAAUCUUUCUUUCCCAGGUCAUUUCCUAAGCCUCAUAUUAUAAUCCCAUGAAAUAUAUUACACAUACACACGUCUACACACACACUAUAUAUAAAUGUAUAUAUAUACAAAUACAUACAUAUGUAUGUGAUAUAACAGGGAGAAUUAUUAAAAAGACUAACUGGUAUUAAUAUCUUCUUUUGAGCUCAUACCCCAUGAAAGAGAUAGCAGCAUUGCUUCUAAAGGCUGAGCUUUCUUAAUUCCCCUCCCCAAGUACCCUUAUAAUAAAGACACUGUUUGGUUGUGAAA